CGUUACAACCAAACGGUUCGGUUCCAAAUCACUGCGCUUUCGUUUCGAUUUCGUGCGUGUACAUGUGCUUGUGCUGAUGCUCGCAGACGACUCUGUGAUACGGUAGCGUUAAAGCAUAUAAACUGAAAAUACUUUACCAAAAGAAAGUAAAAAAUAAAGAGAAAUAAAUAUUUAAUAAUCAGAAAGGAGACAUUGGUAAUGACAGUGAAUUUCGACGGCGACACAAUUUGUGUGACUUGAAAAGUGUACGUGUGUGCCCCCGUAUACAUACAUACUCGUAUAUGUCGAACGCGAGUAUUGUCAAAGUGAAAACAUAAACGCCCAUUAAAUCGACUAUAUACAAAUGAAGCAUUGAGCAAAACAACCAGUAAAAUUAAUCAUAAAAGAGAGGAUUAUACAAUAGAUUAAUUUUAUAGCUGCUCACAACACUCAAUACAUUAGAAGGCACCCAUUCAUUAAUCAGUGAGAGCGACUACUCAAGAGCACUUCUCGACAACAUUGGGAAAGUAACGUCAUAAUACUCAACAUGAUUCUGCGAACCGCAUUCAUUUCAGUUUUCCUGCUGUACACUUAUCAUUGCCUCGCUCAGUCGACCAAUGAACUCGAUGCAGCACUGCCAGAACCACGUGCUUAUAUACCUGAUUCACAGUUUCUGGACUUUGUUUAUCACGACCAUGAUGAAUUGACAAGAUUCCUCAGAUCCACCAGCGCACGUUACCCCAACCUAACCGCGCUUUACUCCAUUGGUAAAUCCAUACAAGGACGCGAUCUUUGGGUCAUGGUAGUCUCGUCAUCCCCCUACGAGCAUAUGGUUGGUAAGCCGGAUGUCAAGUAUGUGGGAAACAUACAUGGCAAUGAGCCGGUGGGUCGUGAACUGCUGCUACAUCUCAUACAGUACUUCGUGACUAGCUACAAUAGCGAUCAAUAUGUCAAAUGGUUGUUGGACAAUACACGCAUACACAUUAUGCCAUCAAUGAAUCCGGAUGGCUAUGCGGUGUCCAAAGAAGGCGCCUGUGAUGGUGGGCAGGGCAGAUACAAUGCACGCGGUUUCGAUUUGAAUCGCAAUUUUCCAGACUACUUUAAGCAGAACAACAAGCGGGGACAACCCGAAACAGAUGCCGUCAAGGAUUGGAUAUCGAAAAUACAGUUUGUGUUGAGCGGCAGUCUGCAUGGUGGCGCCUUGGUGGCGAGUUAUCCUUACGACAAUACGCCCAACUCUAGAAUAUGUAGAUCAUCGGCUUUAUGCGCGAUGUUCCAAACCUAUUCGGCCGCUCCUUCGCUCACGCCCGACGAUGAUGUCUUCAAGCAUUUGUCACUCGUUUACGCGAAAAAUCAUGCGAAGAUGUCACGUGGCGUAGCUUGUAAAUCGGCGACGCCCGCUUUCGAGAACGGCAUUACAAAUGGCGCUGCCUGGUAUCCACUCACCGGGGGCAUGCAAGAUUACAAUUACGUUUGGUAUGGCUGCAUGGAGGUGACGCUGGAAAUUUCAUGUUGCAAAUAUCCGCCCGCCUAUGAAUUGAAAAAGUAUUGGGAGGAUAAUCAAUUGUCCAUGAUUAAAUUCUUGGCCGAGGCGCAUCGUGGUGUACAAGGUUUCGUGCUGGAUCCCACCGGCGCACCAAUUGAGCGCGCUUCGCUGAAAAUCAAGGGACGUGAUGUUGGUUUUCAGACGACGAAGCAUGGUGAGUUCUGGAGAAUACUGCUGCCGGGAUACUACAAACUGGAGGUAUUCGCCGAAAGCUUUGCUCCACGUGAAGUGGAAUUCAUUGUCGUCGAGCAGCAUCCAACGCUGCUAAAUGUCACACUGACGCCAUCAAAGCUGCUUGUUACAACAACAACAAUUACAACAACCACAACAAGUAAAAUAACAACAGUUGAGAGCAACCACAGGAUUGGGAAUGAUAGGAUAAUUUUCCUUAGUAACUAAUAGCUUUUAACAUUAGAAAAAUUUCCAAAAAUAACCAGUUACUAAAAUUAGAAAAUAAUCAAAAAACGCUACUUAAAUUUUUCCUAAAGUAGUAGCUGUACAUAGGCUUUUUUUUGCCUAAAAGUUGUAAGUGUAAAUAUAUAUGUACAUAUCAUUAAGCUCAAAAGCUCUUUUAUUUUAUAUUUAACUUAAGGGGUCCCGGUGGUCUAGAGCUCGAAAAUGUAGGGUAUUUUCAGAAUUUUUUUAUAAUGAAAAAAUUAAAAAUGAUAUUUAAAUUUUUAGGUUUUUCACUUAACUUCUUUUACUUAGAAAACUGAAACAAUUUUUUUUUUAAUUUUAAUAAAUUUAAAAAUUUCGGUGAAGUAGACCCUCUCGAAAAAUUGGAACUGGACGCUGUUGUCCAUUUUAACUCUUCUAUUUAUCUGAAACACAAAACCAAAAAAAUUAUUAAUCUGUCUGACUGUACCUAUGUCCCGUACUAGAAUAAAACGGUUUGACUUUUUUAACUAAUUUUUUUUUUUUUUUGUUAUCGAGUUUGAACAUAUACAUUUGAGUAUGAAAUUCGAUUUCUUUUGCAUGACCAACGCGUGCACGUUUUACGAAGUCCAAUCGUUGAACCCAAUUUUCGAUCACUCUUUUGCAUAAAUCGGCCGAAAUUCCAGCAAUUUCGCGUUCAAUAUUGGCUCUGAGCUCACAAAUCGUCGCCGGCUUGUUACUGUAGACCAAUGACUUCACAUAACCCCAAAACGGGGCGGCUUGUUACAUGGACCGUAAAAUGGCCGUAAUGCUCUUAAAGUAGCAGCAACAGAACGAUUAUUUUCAUAAAAAAUUUGCACGAUUUGCAAUCGUUGCUCAAGUGUGUAGCGUUCCAUGAUGAAAUGUAUACUAAUGAAGUUUACAAAUGACAAGCGAAAAAUAAAAAAUAUUGCGUCGUUCGCCCUCCCUAUCGGAAAAAAGUUGAAGCGCACCUAUUGAAUAACCCUAUACAAAAAAUAAGAAAUGAUUGAAAUAAUAAUAUGAUUCUAGUAUGGGCGAUAGCCAUUGAUGUUGUGAACAACAUUUUAAUAUUUCAUUAAAAUUCGAUUCAGUUGAAUAGUAGUUUUUUUGUUUUUUUUUAGGACAACAGCAGAUAAAUGAGUUUAAAGGUUUGAGGUACAGGAGCACGCUGGCCGCUCUCUACCUAGUUAGUGGGCUGUAGAAGCUACAAUAUUGAGAAUUUCCGCAUGAAAAUUUCACAGUAUAUUCUUAAGAUACUAUACUUUCGAAAUAUCAAAAAAAACAAUCAAUUUUUCUAGAAAUUUCUAGACCACCGGGUCCCCCUAAUCAAUCAAUCCCAGGGCUUAGUACUUCACCGAAUAUGUAAUUUUUUAAGUUGUAAAUUUUAUGAUCGAAGAGAGAUCUACAUGCGUAGAUACCUCUGGAUAACGUAAAAUAUACUCUCCUAUUCUUAAUAAAAAAAAAAAAAUAAAACAAGAUUUAUUAAACUUAUCGGCAAACACUUUUUUGUACAAAAUUCUUUUGAAUCUGUAUUGAACAUUUUGCAUGUCAAUUAUCUGAAUCUCACCUCUAAGGGUUUGAAGCUUCAUACUGAUGAUCAGAGUAUUUUAAAUAAAAAAAUUUCAAUACCCUUAAUUUAGGGUAAAACAUUUU
Messenger RNA from Anastrepha ludens (Mexican fruit fly), 3574 nucleotides. Its product is annotated as carboxypeptidase M. Gene Ontology annotation, cellular component: cell surface. The transcript has 10 exons. The record is from RefSeq and is a predicted model, not a curated record. Gene Ontology annotation, molecular function: metallocarboxypeptidase activity; zinc ion binding. The coding region runs from base 527 to 1924 and encodes 465 amino acids. Gene Ontology annotation, biological process: proteolysis. Lineage: Eukaryota; Metazoa; Arthropoda; Insecta; Diptera; Tephritidae.